AAGUGUUCACGAUUAAGAAACGCAUAAGAACUCUAAAUUUUUUGUCAAAUAAAGGUCGAAAUUGUAUGAUUUAUUUCCAAAAGAGAAAAUUUCAUGAAUGAUCUUACGAAGGAAAAUUUUCAUACGUUAAAUUCUGCGAGCAAAAUGUCACUGUUAUGGGGAAUUCGAUCAUGAAUCUUUCCUGAUCAGGCAAGCAAGCCGCCAUUAAUCUCCUAUCGCAAGCAAAAUGAAGAAAUAAAUUGUUUGCUCAUGUCCAUUUUCGUUUCAGGCUGCAAAGAGAAUUUUUUUUGCCUGUAGAUUAGUAUAUUUCCAUUUAUAUCAAAAUGGUCUCUGAAGAGUACAUCGAGCUUCCCCUCAGUCCAUGCUUGGAUAAUGGAGGAGGAAACAAUACAGAGGAGGUUUCAAUGGUACAGGAAAUCAACAAAGAAAAUUGCAAGAUGGGAGGGGAAGAAGAUAAUGGUCUAAAUGAAGAUGGAAGCAAAGAUGCUCUAGACGGGGAAGAAACUGAUAAAGAUAGAAUAGAGGGUAACUGUAUUUUGAAAGAUGACAACCAAGGAAGAGGAAAUGAGAUGCAGCAGGAUUUAAACCUCCAUCUUAAAUCUUCAUCAAUAUUUGCAGCAGAUGAAUAUGAACUAUCACAAAUGAAAUCUGACUCACUGAGAGAGGAUGGAAGUGCAUUAGUUGGGGAAAGUGAGGCAAUAAUUUUUGAUACAACUUCUAGAUCAGGUGUUAAGCGUGCCCGGGUGUCAUAUAUUGAUGAUCAACCUUCUGUUCAUGUCAUAUACAACUAUCUACCAAGAGAAAGCAAGAAGAAGCUAGCUGAGCUGCUGCAAAAUUGGUCUGAGUGGCACUCUCAGUAUUUUGCAAAUGCCAAGAAUUCAAUUGAAGAAUCCCUGGAAUGUGGUGAUGAAAUUUACUUUCCAGCAUUGCAAGUUGGUGGGGGCAAUACAUCAAUGACAUAUUGGAUGGACAAACCAACAAAACAAAAUUUGAAGGAAGGAACAAAGGAUCAACUGUCUCAAGAAAAGGAAGAGGGUGUUCCAUAUUAUGAUCGUGCAUGUACACUGCCCUUGACAAUUCAGAAUGGGAUUAUGGAUCCAGAAUGCAUCGAGGAACUUCCAGCAGAAGCUUCUAGAUGCUUUAACUGUGGGUCUUAUAGUCAUGGAUUGAAGGAUUGUUCAAAACCUCGAGAUAAUACUGCCAUAACUAAUGCCCGCAAUGAACAUAAGUCAAAACGAGCACAAGCUUCUGGUCCGCGAUGCCCGCAAAGAUACUAUCAGAAUUCUCCAGGAGGUAAAUUCGAGGGAAUAAAGCCUGGAAUGCUUGGAAGUGAGACUAGACAAUCCUUGGGUAUUGGGGAAUUGGACCCACCUCCGUGGCUUAAUAGGAUGCGUGAACUUGGUUACCCUCCUGGAUACCUUGAUUCAGAUAACCCAGACGAGCCUUCAGGAAUUGUUAUCUAUGCUGAUGAUGAAAAUAUGGAACUGGAGGAGGAGGGUGAAUUCAUUGAAAGUGAUUUUUCAAAGCCCUCAGAAAUAAAAAGGAUGACAGUUCCAUUUCCAGGCAUAAAUGCUCCAAUACCUGAAAAUGCAGAUGAACGACUCUGGAGUGGUUCUAAUCUAGCUUCAGAUGAUCCCAACAUGGAUCGAAAAGCCGAUGGUGGGCACAUCUUCAGUUCACCUGGUUCUUCGUCUAUGCCUGGAAGAGGAAGUCGCUUUAAUCAAGCAAGGUCUAGGGACUACAACAGUUUACCAGAUGAACCUCCAGGGACUGAACGUGUCGGAAAUAAUGCUUCUGGAAAUGAUUUUAUAUUGCGAGGAAGAGGACCAAAUAGUACUCCAAGUCCAAAUUACUCAAGUGAAUCUCAACAGUCUAAAAUGAGAUAUCCUAGUCUAACUAGAUCUGCUUCUGACAGUGGACGGAGAACCCCCCAUGUUUUGGACAAUUCAAGGAGUAUGCACAUACAAGGUAUGAGUCCAAGAUAUAGUGAGCAUGGUAGGAGCCCUUAUGGACAGUAUUCUCCUCAUAGUCCAGUACAAUAUUCUUCUUCAAGUCCUGGCAGGUAUUCUUCUCAGGUUUAUAGCCCAGGUAACACAGAUUAUGUGCCUUCAGAGAGAAGGCAUGGAUUGACUGAUAGUUAUUCUUCACAGAAGAAAGAGAGGUCUGAUGGUAGCCGUUACCAUAGGCGGUGAAUUUAAGUUUUGGUCAAUUUUUGGUGAUGGUUCUCUGGGAUUUUAUUAUAUGCUGUAUGUUGACACUCUGUAACAUGUAUUUGCAAAAUCAAUUUUUCACACUGGAAAGCAAGUUGAUGUAUCUUUUUUAUCAGCGACACAUUUUAGCACUUUAAUUAUUCUCUCUGAUUUUA
Cryptomeria japonica (Japanese cedar) is the source of this 2365-nucleotide messenger RNA. RefSeq lists its product as uncharacterized. The record is from RefSeq and is a predicted model, not a curated record. NCBI's taxonomy places the organism in Eukaryota, Viridiplantae, Streptophyta, Pinopsida, Cupressales, Cupressaceae. Gene Ontology annotation, cellular component: catalytic step 2 spliceosome. The transcript is spliced from 9 exons. Gene Ontology annotation, molecular function: zinc ion binding; RNA binding. The coding region runs from base 324 to 2192 and encodes 622 amino acids.